CAAACUCAACGUUACGUAACUGACACAGUACUAUGUUCUGACUUGUUCAUCAUAAACGUGUUCUUGUUUUCCAUCUUCACGCGUCAAGACCUUCCGCGGAGGUUGUAACCAGUGACCCGCCGUAACCCUCAUGGACAGAAUACGCGGUUUCCUUACGCGCCCCAGGCCAGAUGCGAAUGUCGCCAGACUUCGACGGCGAAGACAGGCGGCUACCUUUAUCCAUCGUAAUUUAACAAUAUUAACAACUGCCUUGUUUAUCGUUGGAUAUGCGUGGAUGCUGCUUAUCCCUAUACCGUUACUCUCCCAAGGAACAUACAUAGAUGAGAAUGCGCUUCAGCCAGCGCAAGUCAACACAUAUUGGAACUGGGGCGACGUUCAUACAGCGGACUUGCAUCUGUACCAACUGGAUGGUAUACAAGAACGAAAUCUCACAAGUGAGCAGAGAGCGGAAUUCUUUAGGAUGGAGUUCAGUAAGCUUGGCCUCGCUGCUUCUACACAGAAUUAUACCUUCAGUACAAGCAAAGGGGCUAUCUCGGGCAACAAUGCAUACGCUGUAAUGUCCUCGCCUCGAGCUGCUGGAACGGAAGCCAUGGUGAUUAGUGCAUCAUGGUUAAGCGCCGCAGGACACGGCACACUGAACUUACGCGGGGCAUCUACUGUAUUGUCCCUUGCUGCAUUUUUGAAAGAUUAUUCCUUAUGGGCGAAAGAUAUCAUCUUUAUCAUCAGUGAUGACUACCUUCAUGGCAUGCAUGCAUGGCUGAAUGCAUAUCAUGGCACAAUACCGUCCAAUCUUCAUACAGACCUUCUCGAGCACACCUCGGGGGUCAUUUGGACUGCUUUAAAUAUUGACUAUAGCAGCCAUUCUUUCUCUCACCUUGGUGUCUUCCACGAGGGCUUGAACGGACGUCUCCCAAAUCAGGACCUCGUCAAUUCUUUCCGGCUUAUCUCACAUUACACAGGCGGCGUCCCAAUGAUUGUGUACGAUCACUUGGAGCCAACCGAUCAACCAAAUCGGUUCCCAGAGCAGAGUGUCCUUCCGUCAUGGGUUGCGACUUUUCUUCGGCAGAGUCCACAACUUCAGCAAUACGAGUAUCGCGCGCGGAAUGUAGUCCGACACAUCGGCUAUCAGGCUCGCGGUAUGUGCAGCGGGGUGCAUGGCCUAAUGCAUCAAUUCCGUAUCGACGCUAUCACCCUAUUUGCCGUUCCAGCAGAUGGACCGCAUGGGUUCCAUGCACUAGGCAGAAUCGUCGAGUCUACACUCAGGACGAUGAAUAACCUUCUGGAACGUUUACAUGCUUCCUUCUUCUUUUAUAUCUUAACCAGCCCUGGGACUUUUAUGAAGAUUGGGAAGUUUCUCCCAAGCGCCAUCCUCGUCAGCGUUGCUAUGUUAUUCAAAGGGCUCGGCGAGUGGGUGAAUGCGGGAUGGGUCUGCGAAGUAUCUGGGACCUCGUUGAAAGGCAACGAGACUGAGCCUACUCCCGCGAAAAGCACAUGGAGAAACAGACGACGGCCCUUACUGUCUGCGCUUAUCAUCAUGAUGGCUACUCAUGUUUUAGGAGUGCUCGUAUUCAACUUAGUGUGCAGUCAAUACUUUGAUGAGAACCGAUCGUUUCUAGCGCCAGUAAUUUUUGCCACUGUGUCCAUGGCACCCCUCGCGCUCCUUCUACUACUUUCGACGAAUGCCCCGGAAGCAGCCCCAACUUCAGUGCUCCUGAAAUCAUCGAAUUUAUGCUUAGCGUCAACAGUGAUAUCUAUCUUGUCCCUACUAAACUUUUCUCUCGCCGCCGUGCUUGCGAUAAUUAUGGGUGUCCCUCUCGCAACGGCAUCCCCAUUUUCAAGCGCGAUGACCUCUCGUUUGCGAUAUGCUGGCUAUUGUGUGCUAGCAUGGGGUUGGCUGGUAUUAGUACCUGGAGAGGUAGAAAGCGCGAUCUGGAACUGGGAGGUCCUGGGAGUAUGGUUUGCACCGUUCAUCUGUAUUGUGUAUGCCCCGCUGGUCAUGCAAGCGGGAAUUGUAUGUCUACAAGGGUCAUGAUGAUAGAUCGAUGA
Messenger RNA from Suillus paluster, 2046 nucleotides. RefSeq names its product Gaa1-like protein. Gene Ontology annotation, biological process: attachment of GPI anchor to protein. Gene Ontology annotation, cellular component: GPI-anchor transamidase complex; membrane. The transcript has 11 exons. Bases 131 to 2032 code for a protein of 633 amino acids. NCBI's taxonomy places the organism in Eukaryota, Fungi, Basidiomycota, Agaricomycetes, Boletales, Suillaceae. The record is from RefSeq and is a predicted model, not a curated record.